ACGGCAUUGGUGCGCAGUACGCAACCCUUACCGCCUAUAAAUUGAGAAACCUCGACUUUGCCUUUUCAGACUCGGGUUCUUAUUUCUCUCUAAUCUCUUCACUUGCUCACUGUCUCACGUUCUUUGGGACUCUUUGGUUUCCUCUCGGACUCGCAUUGACCGGCAUGACGGACGGUCAUCUCUUCAACAACAUCUCCCUUGGCGGUCGAGGCGGCACGAAUCCUGGACAGCUUAAAAUUUAUUCAGGAGGUAUUCUAUGGAAGAAACAAGGAGGCGGUAAAGCAGUAGAAGUUGACAAAUCCGAUAUCUUAGGGGUUACAUGGAUGAAGGUCCCUAGGACAAAUCAACUUGGUGUUAGAAUCAAAGAUGGGUUGUACUACAAGUUCGCUGGAUUCCGUGACCAGGAUGUUGCCAGUUUGACCAAUUUUUUUCAGAAUAAUUGUGGAAUAACACCAGAAGAGAAACAGCUUUCUGUCAGUGGUCAUAACUGGGGAGAAGUCGAUUUAAAUGGGAAUAUGCUUACCUUUGUGACUGGUUCAAAGCAAGCUUUUGAAGUGUCAUUAGCUGAUGUAUCACAAACUCAGCUUCAAGGGAAAAACGAUGUCAUCUUGGAGUUCCAUGUGGAUGAUACAACUGGAGCUAAUGAGAAAGAUUCGCUUAUGGAGAUAAGUUUCCACAUACCCAACGCCAACACCCAAUUUGUUGGUGAUGAAAAUCAUCCUCCUGCUCAGGUUUUCCGUGAAAAAAUCAUGUCAGUGGCUGAUGUUGGUACUGGAGUUGAGGAAGCUGUUGUCACUUUUGAGGGCAUUGCAAUCCUCACACCAAGGGGUCGGUAUAGUGUUGAACUUCAUCUGUCAUUCUUGCGACUCCAAGGACAGGCUAAUGAUUUCAAAAUUCAAUAUAGCAGUGUUGUGCGUCUUUUUUUGCUUCCGAAGUUCAACCAGCCUCAUACUUUUGUUGUUGUUACACUGGAUCCGCCUAUCCGUAAAGGGCAAACUUUGUACCCACAUAUUGUCUUGCAGUUUGAAACUGAUUAUGUUGUUGAAAGCACCUUGUCCAUAAAUGAGGAUCUUUUGAAUACCAAGUACAAAGACAGGCUGGAACCAUCUUACAAGGGACUUAUUCAUGAAGUCUUUACCACAAUAAUGCGUGGUUUAUCUGGUGCCAAAGUUACCAAACCAGGAAAAUUCCGUAGCUGUCAAGAUGGUUAUGCUGUUAAGUCUUCAUUGAAAGCUGAAGAUGGAGUCCUCUAUCCACUUGAAAAGAGUUUCUUUUUUCUACCCAAACCUCCUACACUUAUUCUUCAUGAAGAGAUUGACUAUGUUGAAUUUGAGAGGCAUGCUGCUGGUGGCUCAAAUAUGCAUUACUUUGAUCUUCUUAUAAGAUUGAAAACUGAGCAGGAACAUUUAUUUCGGAAUAUUCAGAGAAAUGAAUAUCACAAUUUGUUUGACUUCAUCAGUUCGAAGGGUUUGAAGAUUAUGAACCUUGGAGAUGUACGAACCGCAGAUGGUGUGGCUGAGAUUCUUCAAAACGAUGAUGAUGAUGCAGUUGAUCCACAUCUUGAACGCAUUAAGAAUGAAGCUGGUGUGGAUGAAAGUGAUGAGGAGGAUGAGGACUUUGUUAUUGACAAGGACGACGGAGGUUCUCCAACUGAUGAUUCUGGGGAGGAAGAAUCUGAUGCUAGUGAAAGUGGAAAUGAGAAAGAGAAACCUGCGAAAAAGGAUCAAAGGAAGGAAGCUGCUGUUGCUGCAGCUGCCUCUUCUUCUAAAGAAAGUAAGAAGAAAGGUAGAGAUGGACAAGAUGAUGGAAAGAAGAAGAAAAGGAAAAAGAAGGAUCCUAAUGCACCAAAGAGGGCAAUGACCGGCUUCUUCUAUUUUUCACAGGCGGAAAGGGAGAAUGUGAAGAAAAGUCACCCGGGAAUACCAUUUACAGAGGUGUCCAAAAUACUUGGAGAUAGGUGGAGAAAGUUGCCAAAGGAGGAGAAGGAACCAUAUGAAGUAAAGGCUAGAGUUGAUAAAAAGCGAUACGAUGAUGAGAAGAAUGAGAUGAAAGGCAAUAAUAACAAUCCUCAACCUAUGAACAUUGAUUCUGGAAAUGAAUCCGACUGACUGACUGACUUGACUUCAAACAUGCUACUUACUACGAUUGCCCAUCUCACUCGAAAAUUUAGUGUUGGUUGCGACUUAUAUUUGAAAAAUAAGUAAAUUUAGUUUCAUGAAAAGAUUAACAGUGUAAUUAUGGUGGAUCUGCAUUUUAAUAUUUGAAUUUGAUUUUAAUAUCUUUUGACGAAAUGAAACAAGUUCCAUUUGGCA
This is a messenger RNA of Gossypium raimondii (Peruvian cotton), 2312 nucleotides long. Its product is annotated as FACT complex subunit SSRP1. NCBI's taxonomy places the organism in Eukaryota, Viridiplantae, Streptophyta, Magnoliopsida, Malvales, Malvaceae. The transcript has 16 exons. The coding region runs from base 165 to 2108 and encodes 647 amino acids. The record is from RefSeq and is a predicted model, not a curated record. Gene Ontology annotation, molecular function: DNA binding; histone binding; nucleosome binding. Gene Ontology annotation, cellular component: nucleus; FACT complex.